AUGGAGGAAGGGGGAGUAGAAACACUCCACCUUGGCACUCUGAUGGCAGCCCACGGCUACUUCUUCCCAAUCUCGGACCAUGUGCUCACACUGAAGGACGAUGGAACCUUCUACAGGUUUCAGACUCCCUACUUCUGGCCAUCUAACUGUUGGGAACCUGAGAACACAGACUAUGCUGUUUACCUCUGCAAAAGAACAAUGCAAAACAAAGCCCGCCUGGAGCUGGCUGACUACGAAGCUGAGAGCUUAGCCAGACUACAGAGAGCGUUCGCCAGGAAAUGGGAGUUUAUAUUUAUGCAAGCCGAAGCACAAGCAAAAGUUGACAAGAAGAGAGACAAAAUUGAGAGGAAGAUUCUGGACAGUCAAGAGAGAGCUUUCUGGGACGUACACAGACCAGUGCCUGGAUGUGUGAACACAACAGAGGCCGAUAUCAAGAAGUCCUCAAGGAUGAAGCAGCCUCAUAAAACAAGAAAGUCUGUGUACGGCCUCCAGAAUGACAUCCGGAGCCACAGCCCCGCCCACGCCCCCGCUCCAGAGGUCAAAGAGCCCACGGAGGAGGAGAUGCGUCACCAGAUUCAACACUGGCAAGCCCAACUAGACAGGCAUCGGUUAAAAAUGUCCAAAGUGGCAGAAAGCUUGCUGAGCUACACAGAGCAGUAUGUGGAGUAUGACCCCUUCUUCACCUCCCCGGAGCCCUCCAACCCCUGGAUCUCUGAUGACAUCACCGUCUGGGAACUGGAGACCAGUAAGGAGCCGGGCCAGCAGAGAGUGAAGAGGUGGGGCUAUGGGAUUAACGAGGUGUUGAAGGAUCCUGUUGGGAGAGAACAGUUCCUCAAGUUUCUGGAGUCAGAGUUCAGCUCAGAGAACCUCAGGUUCUGGCUGGCGGUUCAGGAGGUGAAGAAGAGGCCGAUUCGGGAGGUCCCUACAAGGGUCCAGGAGAUCUGGCAGGAGUUCUUGGCCCCAGGGGCCCCCAGUGCCAUUAACGUUGACUCCAAGAGCUAUGACAAGACCACACAGAAUGUCAAGGACCCCGGACGAUACGCCUUCGAGGACGCACAGGAGCACAUCUACAAGCUGAUGAAGAGUGAUUCCUACAGCCGCUUCCUCCGCUCUACUUUCUACCAGGAGCUGCUACAGGCCAAGAAGAAGAAAAGUAAGAACUUAUUCUGAGGAACUCCACUUCCAGGUCAAAUCCAUUUGAUGGAAUCACCCUGGAACAAUGUAAUGUUUUAGCCUUGGAGAGAGGACCUGAUCAUUUAUACAUUAAUGUAAUGUUUUAGGGAGAGAGAGGAGAGAGGACCAGAUCAUUUAUACAUUAAUGUAAUGUUUUAGGGAGAGAGAGGACCAGAUCAUUUAUACAUUAAUGUAAUGUUUUAGG
Molecule: messenger RNA, 1378 nt
Organism: Oncorhynchus kisutch (coho salmon)
Lineage: Eukaryota; Metazoa; Chordata; Actinopteri; Salmoniformes; Salmonidae
Product: regulator of G-protein signaling 7-like
Exons: 15
Coding region: 1-1170 (389 amino acids)
Biological process (GO): G protein-coupled receptor signaling pathway; positive regulation of GTPase activity; regulation of G protein-coupled receptor signaling pathway
Cellular component (GO): neuron projection; cytoplasm; plasma membrane
Molecular function (GO): GTPase activator activity
Source: RefSeq, a predicted model, not a curated record